Messenger RNA from Torulaspora globosa, 1257 nucleotides. RefSeq names its product Gds1p (gene GDS1). Lineage: Eukaryota; Fungi; Ascomycota; Saccharomycetes; Saccharomycetales; Saccharomycetaceae. The record is from RefSeq and is a predicted model, not a curated record. The transcript has a single exon. Bases 1 to 1257 code for a protein of 418 amino acids.
AUGGCAUUAACCAAUCCAAGACCUCUUCAGAUUCCUGCGUUGCAGAACGAGAUAUUGCACAAUACUGCCUCGCCGGUGUUUCAAGCUAGCUCUUUGGUUUUCAACCCAAAGAACGAUGUUAGUGGUUUUCCCAAUACUCCGACGUCUGAGGGAUCGCCUAGCGAUACGGGAAAAGCUAGGAAAGAAGGGUCUGUCACCCCGAAGAAGGAUUCACUCACUUUAGAAAUAUCGAAAAUUAUUCCAGUCACGGGCGAGAGGCCAAUGCCUGAAGAGAGAACCGCGCCGCUCGAUGACGACGUUCUCUAUGCGGUGUUUGUUAUAUUAUGGGAAAAGGAUCCAGAGUUGCAGGGUAUGACGGUGAAACAAUUAUCAGAUCACCUAUUGGAGAAGCAUCCCGAGAUGUCGAAUCUUUCGACCAAGCUAUCGAAUUUAAUCUCUGCUAAGCUGAAUGCCUACGUCAAAAAGCUAGAGAAGGGCGAGAAAACUUUGACUUACGCUCUCUCAAGGGAAUGGUCAAAUUCCUCUCCCAGGAGAAUGGUAUACGUCUACAGAGGUAUACUUUCGCCAGAUUACAAGAAGCAUGCACAUGCCGCUGCUGUUCACAUGAAACAGCAGCAGGGCUCAAAGGACGGGAAAAACGCGUCAGAUAACGAUCUGAAGAGAAACAGCACAGGGUUCUCGGACGUAGGUCCGGACGGCAACAAGCAGGGCAGCGGGGCCGCAAACUUGGGAUUCUCACUGAGCCCUGAAUUCAAGAUCCCAUAUGCUACAUCACCUGUCUCAGCUAUCCUAACACCUAGCUCCACAGGGGAUGGUUCCGCUGGCGAUCAUCUAACAGAUAAGAAAAGGUCGCGCAUGGAUGGCGACGACACAGGUUCGUUCACAGUCAAUUCCAAGAAAACGAAGAUCGAUAGUAAUGAUCAACAUACCGAAUCCAGUAAGACGGAUCCGAACCCCGUGGGGACAUACGUAACGGCUGCUGCUGCUGCCCCCAGGCUUUCGAAAUUCUCCUCGAAGAACUUCAAGGGAAACUCACAGAAUUCUGCCAGCCUCGUGGCCGCUAUCCAUAAAGUCUUCCUCACACAGACUCCAAUUGAUCCAAGACCGGUAGCGGCCGCUUCGCAUCCUAAGGAGCAAUCAUACGACCAUCAUUUUGGCUCCUGGAUUAAGACUGUCAGAGAAGGUUUUUUAAGUCAUGAUAUCGAGUCACCCGAGAAUCUGUCCAUGGAGGAGCUGGAGUGCAUUCUCGACUCGUAA